Symbiodinium necroappetens is the source of this 783-nucleotide messenger RNA. Lineage: Eukaryota; Dinophyceae; Suessiales; Symbiodiniaceae. The record is from the annotation of a GenBank genome assembly.
AUGGAGGACUUGUGCGACUUCACCGGCAGGUAUGCACCUACGAGCAGCUUUGAAGCCGAGGAGGAAGCGGCAGAGGGAGAUGGCGAGGAGGCCGACGGAGAAGAGGGAGAGGAGGAAGGUGAGAAGGAGGAUGAAGGCAAAGAUGACAAGGACGAAGAGGAAGAGUUCAGUGAGGAGGGUCAGUGGAAAUAUGGUGAGUCCUUCGGCGCGGCCUGGAAGGAGGGCGACGUCAUCGGCGUCCUCUUUGAUGCCAAGGAUGGAACUGCCAAUCUCUCCUUCUCCCUGAACGGAUCCUUGGCGGCGCCGAUGGGGCAGGCUUUUACCAUCGACCUCGCAGAGGACAUGACGCUGGCCAUGGUGUUGGCUUCAGGCGAUGAAGGAGAGAUCAACGUGAACUUAGGGCAGCGGCUCUUUCAGACAUGCCCAUCGGUGCAGGAGGGGGAGGAGGAGCCGAGAGCUGUGCGUGGUCUUGGCGAGGCAAUGCGCAUGCGGCCUGCCUGGAAAGUCCAGCUGCCCAAAGGCGUCAAGGACAAGGUGGAGGUCGACCAGCUGCAUUCCGCAGAAGACAACUGGGUUCAGAUCAUGGAAGGUUGGGUGCAGACGCGGAUGCUGGUGGCGGGCACGGAGUAUGAAGCUCUGAAGCUCUUUGGUGGCAUAGAGACGACAAGACAGGCUGCGGCCACUGUGGAGCCCGGUGGAUCCUCCACGAAAGAAGAAAGAAGCCAGCUGCUGCUUCGCAAAUUCAGUCCCAGCUUUUCACCCAUGGGCUUUGGUUCUAUGUAG